This is a messenger RNA of Beta vulgaris subsp. vulgaris (sugar beet), 1656 nucleotides long. RefSeq lists its product as uncharacterized. Bases 1 to 1656 code for a protein of 551 amino acids. The record is from RefSeq and is a predicted model, not a curated record. The transcript has a single exon. Lineage: Eukaryota; Viridiplantae; Streptophyta; Magnoliopsida; Caryophyllales; Amaranthaceae.
AUGCCACGUAUUCAUCGUGCUUUGAUUUCUUUUGAUCCCGAGAUUGAAAAAACAGAGCGUGCACUAAGGAAACAGAAGAGGUUGGAGCAAAUACAAGAGCUACCAUAUUUUGGUUUGGAGUACAUCUUCUCUGAAGAAUCUGACAAUAAACCAUUAGAGAUGGGGGAUAACAACAACGAAAAGCCACUACGUGACUACGCAAUGUCGAAUGCUAGUGGAGCCUCUUCAAGUAUUGUAAGACCUACUAUUUCUCCUAAUAAUUUUGAGCUUCGCCCUGCCUUAAUUCAAAUAAUUCAACAAGACCAAUUUAGUGGCCUAGAUGAUGAAGACCCUAAUGAACAUAUAACCACUUUUCUUGAAAAAUGCGAUACUGUUAAGUUAAAUGGAGUGACUGACGAUGUUAUUCGACUUGGGUUGUUUCCGUUUUCACUUAAAGAUAAAGCUAAAAUGUGGUUAAAAUCUAAUCCACCUAAUUCAUUUACGACAUGGGCUACAUUAUCUCAAGCUUUUCUUAGUAAAUAUUUUCCCUCGGGAAAAACUGCUAAGUUUAGAAAUAAUAAAACUAGUUUUUUUCAACUUGAUGGGGAGUCUUUAUAUGAAGCAUGGGAAAGGUUUAAAGAUUUACAACGUAAAUAUCCUCAUCAUGGUGUUCCUGAUUGGUUGCUUGUGCAAACUUUUUAUAAUGGUCUGAAUGAAUCUGUUAGGAUAACUAUAGAUACAGCCGCCGGAGGUGCAAUAAUGGGUAAAACUACUGAAGUAGCUAAUAGGUUACUUGAAGAGAUGGCUUCUAAUAAUUAUCAUUGGUCUAAUAAUAGGGGUAAAGCAAAGAAUGCUGCUGGUAUGUAUGAAGUAGAAGGAAUUAACAUGUUAAAUGCAAAAGUUGACAACUUAGUUAAUUUGUUUACUAAAAUGAGUAAUGUCAAUUCUAUGUCUACUACAAUGCCAUGUAAUUUGUGUGGAGGUGCUCAUUUAACUGCUGAAUGUGCUAAUGUGGAGCAAGCUCAAUAUGUUUCUAAUUUUAAUAAGCACCCACAAAAUGAUCCCUAUUCUAAUACUUAUAAUCCAGGCUGGAGAAACCAUCCUAAUUUCUCUCGGAGGAAUUCAGGCCAAAAAAAUGUUAAUGUUAAUUCACAACAUCAACCUGGCUUUCAUCAAAAACAACCCCAACAAGAAAUUAGACCAUCAUGGGAGUUGGCUACUGAAAAAUUAGCUAAUGCUACUUCUGAAAGAAUUGAAAAGUUGGAAACUAAAAUUGAUCAAAUUGCUAUUUCUAAUAGAAAUGUAGAACUUCAACUUGGACAGUUAGCUACUGCCAUUAAUUCUAGAAAUCAAGGAGCUUUGCCUAGUAAAACUGAAGUUAAUCCUAAACAACAUUGCAAUGCUGUGACUCUUAGAAAUGGUAAGGAGUUAAGUAACAUAAAAAGUACGAUGAAAGAAAAUGAGGUCGCCAAUGAAAGUGAAAAAGAGAAGGAGAAUUAUGAAACUGAAAAAGAUCCUGAAUUGACACCUUCUCCCCCAUUGAGACCUUAUGUUCCCCCUAUUCCUUUUCCACAAAGACUUAAACAAACUUACCUCCCUAUUCCUUUUCCACAAAGACCUUAUGUUCCCCCUAUUCCUGUGGCGCAAUUCGAUUACUCUUAUGUUGGGCCCAGUUGA